Molecule: messenger RNA, 918 nt
Organism: Carya illinoinensis
Lineage: Eukaryota; Viridiplantae; Streptophyta; Magnoliopsida; Fagales; Juglandaceae
Exons: 1
Coding region: 1-918 (305 amino acids)
Molecular function (GO): catalytic activity
Source: RefSeq, a predicted model, not a curated record
AUGAAACUAUUAAGUUGGAACUGCCGAGGGCUUGGGAACCCUCGGACAGUUCGAGAACUUCACCAAUUGGUGAAGGAGAAGAGCCCACAAGUUGUAUUUCUCUCUGAGACUAAAUGCAACCGUGAAAGAGUUGAGAUGGUGAGGAAUAGACUGGGUUUUGUUAACAGUUUUGUAGUGAAUAGUUUGGGAAGGAGUGGGGGUCUUGCUAUGAUAUGGAAUGAGAAUCUUAAUGCCUCUUUGUUUUCAUAUUCGAGGCAUCACAUUUCAUUAAUGAUUAAAAGUGAGGAGGAAGGAAGAGAGUGGCAUUUAACAGGUUUCUAUGGAGACCCAGCUCUGGAGAGAAGAAAGAAUUGUUGGGACAUUUUGUGUCUUCUGAGGCCUGAUAGAACAUGCCCAUGGCUGUGUAUGGGUGAUUUUAAUGAACUUGUAUCAAAUGAGGAGAAGAUGGGUGGGGCAGAAAGACCUUUUUUCCAAAUGGAAAGCUUUAGAGAGGCUUUGGAUGAGUGUGAAUUGGGAGAUUUGGGUUAUGUUGGCUCAAGUUUUACUUGGUGCAAUAAAAGAGAGUGGAGGGAUUUUAUUAAGGAAAGACUAGACAGGGUCUUGGGAAAUUCUGCGUGGCAAAGCUUGUUUGACUCUACCAUUGUUAAUGUGCUCCCAGUGGAAAACUUAGAUCAUACCCCUUUGUUGGUUUCCUGCUUUAACCAACAAGAUGAACUUUAUGCUCACAAGAGACUCUUUAGAUAUGAGGCUUUCUGGUCAAAAAAACAGGAGAGUAAGGAUAUAAUUCAGAGGGCCUGGGCAGUUGUUAGUGGAGGACAAAAUAGGCUACAAAAUGUUCAAAAGGCACUGAAGAAUUGUAUGCAGCAGUUACAAGCAUGGGCAAAAAGCUCUAGAGGUAAUCACCAACAUUUGGUUUGA